GACAGAUCAGGGACUGAGACAGAGACUGAGGCAACCUUGGGGUAGUGUAAUAAACUGCCUCUUGUAUGAUGUUCAUGUUUUCUGCUGUCUAUGCUACAGAGGUGAACUCUUUAAACACACCAUAAUUCCUUCAACCUUCUUUAAAAUGUCUGCAUAAAGACAGCCAGUGUGAAACUGCCACAGGACAUCCUAGCCAGGCAAGUGUGUGUGUAUGUGUAUGUGUAUGUGUAUGUGUAUGUGUGUGUGUGUGUGUGUGUGUGUGUGUGUGUGUGUGUGUGUGUGUGUGUGUGUGUGUGUGUGUGUACAUAUAUGUAUCCAUUAUAGUAUUUGAUGCAUUGAAAAUAUGGAAGAAAGUUCACAGGCCUGCAGUUAUUGUGUGAACUUCUGUUUCCCCAAAUAUGAACUGUAAGUCUCGCAGGCGGAUUAUGCUUUAGCAAAUGUACACUUACAUGAUUUACUAAAUCCUCUUCAAACAAAGGAAGUCAGCUUGCUGUUAAAUUGCUUCAGUUUAAAGGGGAAGUUGGAAUUGCAUGGGCUGUUCUUUCAGCUCGUAUUCACAAACUCAUGACCCAUUGAAGGAUCCCAUUGCUGCACUCUCUGGGCUCAAUUGAGGAUGGGGGUCACAGCAGCCUUGUCUGGGAAGAAGCUGAUGGCCAACUUCUCACUGAGUGUCUUCUUUCUCACAGGUGCAUUGGCUGAUUGUCCUCAUGUCACAAACCUCCACGUCUCUACACCUCAGGAGAUGGAAGCACUGAGUGGAUCUUGUUUACAAAUCCCGUGUAACUUUAGCGCUAUAACAGAAGAGGAAUUAGGCCAGAGAGAAAUCUUUGGGGUUUGGAUUAAAAAUAAUCCCUAUUUUGGCAGAAGACCUGAAAACGUGGUUUAUAACAGUAGUGGGACGGUCAAAAUCUAUCCAAUGAACAUCACCGGAAACCUCCGACAGAAACAAUGCACCACUUUAUUUUCUCAUAUAAACUCAACACAUGAAGAUGUAUACUACUUCAGAAUUGACUUUGGUGUAUUCAAGGCAACGGCUUUAUGUGAUCCUCCUCGAAUAACAGUGAGAGACUCCCCUCACAGACCGAGCAUGGAGAUCCCAGGAGACCUGAAGGAGGAGGAGUCUGUCACUAUAACCUGCUCAGCUCUCACUCCCUGUCCACACUCUCCUCCUAAACUCACCUGGAGUCUCCAAAGUGACUCUCUCAACAACAUGGAGGAAAACACAGAUGGAACCUUUACAACUCAAAUCCAGGAGAGCAUCACUCUGUCAGAGCACCAUGAUGGAUACAACAUCACCUGUUCUGCCACAUAUCCUGUGAAUGAAGGCAGAGAUGUGAGGACAGCAGAGGAGACAAAGACUCUCAGUGUUUCAUAUGCUCCUAAAAACACCUCAGUGUCCAUCAGUCCAUCAGGUUUGGUGUCAGCAGGUACCCUGGUUAACCUGACCUGCUCCAGCAGAGCCAAGCCUCCUGUCAGCAGGUUCACCUGGUUCAGGAUCAGCAACAACAGACCUGUGAUGGUAUCUGAAGGAGAGUCUUACAGCCUUAAUGUGACUGAAGGAGGAGUUUAUUACUGCGUGGCCACAAGUGAUCUUGGUAAUCAGACGUCUUCAAGUAUUCAUCUCAAUAUUGAAGAACCAGCUGGUGGAUCUAGCAGUGGAGCACUUCUGGGAGGAAUCAUUGGGAGCGUCUUACUCAUCUGCCUGAUUGUUGGAAUAAUUCUUGCUCUCACUUUAUGGGGUCGGUUUAAAUCAGCUCAUUCAUCUCAAGAGAGUCUGAGCCAAAACACUACAGAGCUGGCAGUUGUAGAGCCAAAAAAACAAAUGGAAGACGAAGAGGGCAUCCAUUAUGGAGAGAUUGACUUCUCCAAGCAGAGACCUUCCUCUGAUCAAGUGCAGGACAGUGGACAGCAGCAGGAGACGGUGUAUGCACAGGUCAAAGGUUCUGGCUCCAGAGAAGCUACAGACGGCCCUGAAGAACUCUACGCUCAAGUGAAGAAAGAUUAACUGUUGUUUCAUUUUGUUUCUGUUGUUUGUUGUAUUGUUUGUCUGUCGUUUUAUUGUACUUGCAGCGCUUUGCACCUGCCAUGUGAGAAACGCAAUUUCAUUCAGCUGUAUACAAGCUAUCCAGAUGAAUGACAGUAACGUUUGAGUUGAAUUGAUUAAACACUGGAAAGAAAACUUGAGUAGAAUACAUUUGGAUUUACUUUUA
Notolabrus celidotus (New Zealand spotty) is the source of this 2210-nucleotide messenger RNA. RefSeq names its product vascular cell adhesion protein 1-like. The record is from RefSeq and is a predicted model, not a curated record. Bases 614 to 2005 code for a protein of 463 amino acids. The transcript has 8 exons. Lineage: Eukaryota; Metazoa; Chordata; Actinopteri; Labriformes; Labridae.